Molecule: messenger RNA, 1298 nt
Organism: Oncorhynchus nerka (sockeye salmon)
Lineage: Eukaryota; Metazoa; Chordata; Actinopteri; Salmoniformes; Salmonidae
Product: leucine-rich repeat neuronal protein 4-like
Exons: 1
Coding region: 75-1019 (314 amino acids)
Molecular function (GO): protein binding
Source: RefSeq, a predicted model, not a curated record
GGAGAUCCACACAGAGAGUUCUAGAAACAGUGACCGUGACGACCAUUGCAGGGACCAUCAAGACCAGUGCUGUCAUGACAACAGUAGUAACCAGUGCAACAGUCCCCCCUAAAGGCUCAAGCACCCAGCCGCACAUCCCUCACACAGUCAUAUCACCGGUGGCGACAAACCCCAUGGCAACAACUCCAGCAGCAUCUCGCGCCCCCAAAAAGCCACCCUGCUGUCCUCAGCCCACUCGCAUGCCCACCCUUCCCCCUCAUCAGUUCAUAGGUGACGAGGGCGACUAUGACGAUGAGUCUGAAGAAGAGGAGGAAGUAACGGAGGAGGAGGAGGAAGGAGGCAAACUCAUGAAGGAGAAUCUGUGUGACUUUAACCCCUGCUUGCACCUGCAGAGACCCUGUCCAGAGGUCAGGGAGGCCAAGGGUCAGAGCUGCCGCUGUCCGGGCCUGACUCCAACCUCUGUGACCCCUGACCCUGUGGUGGCCCUGGAGGUGUGGGGGGUAUGGCCUGAGGCUGUGAGGGUGCGUUGGUGCGCCCCUUACUCGGCUGUGAGUAAGUUUGGUGUGUGGGCGCUGAGAGAGAACGGCAGUGUGUUCAGUAACGGCAGCGUGAGCGCCUGGUCACGCCAGGCCAGUGUGUUCGGGCUAAAAGCGGGACGGAGAUAUGGAGUGUGUGUAAGCGCACUGAACGGAGCUGGAACGUCGCACACCCGCUGUGUGCCUUUGUCCACCCCAGUAGGUGUAGAGACGGUUGUGUUGUACGUGCUGACGGGACUGUGUGUAGCCCUGGGGAUGGCGCUUGUUGUGAUGUGUGUGUUUCUUCACAGGAUCUGGAAGAUGCAAAACACACACUCUCUGAUUGAGCCGCGGGCACAAACACUCUACAACCCACGUCUCACCAGCCUGGUUUCAAUCACUAACCCGGCCUACACACACACCGACGAACACACCGUGCCUCCCUCUGCACGAUACACGCAGAGAGACCAGCUGAAAUUAUCCACUAACGUACACAAUGAAUAAUAACACCUGUAACCAUCCGUACCACCCUUACCCACAUACCUACCACCCUUACCCACGUACCUACCACCCUUACCCACAUACCUACCACCCUUACCCACAUCCGUACCACCCUAACCCACGUACCUACCACCCUUACCCACAUACCUACCACCCUUACCCACGUACCUAGCACCCUUACCCACAUACCUACCACCCUUACCCACAUCCGUACCACCCUUACCCACGUACCUACCACCCUUACCCACAUACCUACCACCCUUACCCACGUACCUACCACCC